Fusarium odoratissimum NRRL 54006 is the source of this 1838-nucleotide messenger RNA. RefSeq lists its product as uncharacterized. Lineage: Eukaryota; Fungi; Ascomycota; Sordariomycetes; Hypocreales; Nectriaceae. Gene Ontology annotation, molecular function: nucleobase transmembrane transporter activity. The coding region runs from base 101 to 1753 and encodes 550 amino acids. The transcript is spliced from 4 exons. Gene Ontology annotation, biological process: transmembrane transport; nucleobase transport. Gene Ontology annotation, cellular component: plasma membrane. The record is from RefSeq and is a predicted model, not a curated record.
UGAGAACCCACAGAAUCUGCUGUAGUCCUAGGGGGUCAGCUCAAUAGGAUCAAGUUCCAAUAUCUUUCACAGCCCCGACUUAAAGGACUAUCCUGCCAGUAUGUCACUCAAAGCCAUCUUGACCUGGAUGAGACUGCCCAGCGCAGAUAGAGCCGUCUCUAAUGUUUGGAUCAAUGACGACAUCCGUCCGUUGGAGCCAGAGCGUCGAACAUGGGACACCAUGACCUUUAUAUCUUUCUGGUUGGUGAACCAGGUUGCCAUAUCCAACUGGCAGCUGGGCGCUUCUCUUGUCGCCACCGGCCUCAGUGUCUGGCAGGUCAUUGUGGCUACCUUGAUCGGCAAGGUCAUCAUCAGCUUGGUCGCGAUCUUCAAUGGUUACACAGGUGCUGAAUGGCACAUCGGCUUCCCUGUUGUUUCGAGAUAUAUCUGGGGUCCAUACGGAGCCUUCAUCGCCAUCGUCCAGAGAAUUAUUCUCAGUCUGGUCUGGUUUUCUGUCCAGUCGUGGACAGGCGGUCUCUGCAUCUCAGUCAUCUUGUCUGCAAUGUUUCCCAGCUUUCAAAGACUCGGAAACGUAUUUCCUGCAUCGUCUCAUCUCGAUACGAAGCAGUUCGUUGGCUGGAUUCUUUUCAAUGUCGCCAUGAUCCCAGUUCUCUGGAUCCACCCUCACAAAAUCAAGAGAGUUCUCCUUAUCUUCAACAUCAUUGCGUCGGUCACGCUCAUUUCCAUCAUGAUUUGGUCUCUAGUUGAAGCUAAAGGGGGUGGCCCUCUCCUUUCCGAGAGUGCAACACCAAUGAGCUCUCAUGACCUUGGCUGGGCUAUCACGUCUGGUGUAACAACUGUCAUUGGCGGCAUAGCAGUAGGACUGACUAAUGCAAAUGAUUAUACCCGAUUUGCUCAAAAGCCUGGUGAUCAAGUGUUUGGGCAGUGGUUUUCCAUCAUCUUUUUCGGCACACUCUUUCCUCUCUUUGGCUGCCUUGCAGCAUCAGCCACUCAGGGCAUCUGGGGGGAGGCCAUCUGGAAUCCCCCCUUAAUAUGCCAAGAGUGGCUCGACAGAGACUACUCAUCUGGUUCAAGAGCCGCGGCAUUCUUUGCUGGCUUAGGCCUUGUCAUGUGCCAGAUUGCGAUCAACGUGGUUGACAACGCAUAUAGUGCUGGUAUGGAUCUCGCUGGUCUCGUCAGCUCCUAUAUCAACAUCAGGCGAGGUGCUUUUAUUGCUCUAGUCUUGAGCGUUGCCAUGUGCCCGUGGGAGCUUCUUUCUUCAGCCAGCGUCUUCAUCUCCGUCUUGUCUGCGUACAGUGUUUUUCUUGGGCCGAUUAUUGGCAUUCAAGUCUGUGAUUACUGGCUGAUCCGUUCCCGCCGCAUCAAAUUGUCCCAUCUCUACAAUCCUGGUCCUACCAGCAUUUAUUAUUUCAGUUAUGGCUUUAACCCCAGAAGCUUCAUUGCUUGGUUCCUUGGCUUUGUGACUCAACUGCCUGGAUUUGCAGCUGGUGUGACCCCCAACAAAGUCAAGGUUGGCGAGGCUUGGCAUGAACUAUUUUAUCUUGCAUUCCCUCUCGGGUUUGCCAUCUCAUUCGCUGCCCAUUACGCUAUCAAUCGUGUGUUCCCGCCCCCUGGUUUGGGACUUGUUGAUGACAUGGACUACUUCGGGUCCUUUACUGAGGCUGAAGCCAUCAAGUUAGGUAUGGGCCUAGGAUCGGAGGGAAGUGAGAAAGACGCUGUGAUUCAAGGUGUACCUGUUCAAAUGAAGAGUUGAUUAUAUACACAUCUACCUUUCUUAUAAUAUAUGGAACUGUACCAAUGAAGUGAUGGUAUAUAGUGGUCUUUGUUUGGUACACCGA